CUUGAGGAAAAGGCGCAAGAUCAUGAAAAAGAUGUGGCAGACGCUUGGAAUAUUCACCAGUGUCUGCGCAAUAUCUGAAAUAAUAUUCCAAAUUUAUAGAUAUCGACUGAAGAGAAGUUCAGUACGAAAGAAAACAAACAAAACUGAGGUUCUCUUUUUUCCUGACAAGAAAGUUGCCUGUAUUAAUUAUUUUACGUCAGAAUGUGAAAAUGAAAGUUGCUCAUUCAGCCACGAGGAAAACUCGCUGAGCAAACUUUUCCAGUUUAUACAUAAUGCAGUGAAAAGUGUGGACGUUUGUGUGUUUGUUUUCACCUGUACAGACCUGGCCGACCUGUUGAUACAGGCUGUGGGGAGAGGGGUGUCGGUGAGAGUUAUCACCGAUUGUGAACAGGUGGAUAUUCCAGGCUCACAGAUCUGGAGGCUUCGCAGUCAAGGUAUAGCUGUCAGGACAGAUAAUUCUUCCUUCUACAUGCAUCACAAGUUUGUGAUUAUAGACAAUACAAGACUACUGAAUGGAUCCUUUAACUGGACAAGACAAGCUGUAACAGGAAACCAAGAAAAUCUUUUGGUGACCUCUGAUUCUCAAUUAGUUUGUCUCUAUAAAGAAAGAUUUGCCAAACUAUGGAGACAGUACAAAACGAAGAAAGACCAGUGAUAUUGUGUGAAACCAUUUUGUAUGUACCCUGAGCAGAGUGCAAUCCAGCUGUUAAGGCAACCCUUUCCUAUGAAAAACAGAAAUACAAUUCAGUCAUGGAUGUGCAUGAAUUUUAUCGUGACAAUGGCAAUACAAGUAGUUUCUAGUAUAUACAUUUGAUAUUAAAGAUAAUACCUUGGAUUGAUCUCAUUACCUAAUGUCUGGUACAAGUCUAUUAUAAGAGACCAAAUUGCUCACCUGAUAGAGAAGUCUUUGCUAUUUUAAAAGGAAAACAAUCCUUUCACAUGUGAUAAUAAAGGAUAUAACAAUGCGA
Molecule: messenger RNA, 968 nt
Organism: Magallana angulata
Lineage: Eukaryota; Metazoa; Mollusca; Bivalvia; Ostreida; Ostreidae
Exons: 2
Coding region: 23-655 (210 amino acids)
Biological process (GO): piRNA processing
Cellular component (GO): mitochondrion
Molecular function (GO): RNA endonuclease activity producing 5'-phosphomonoesters, hydrolytic mechanism; metal ion binding
Source: RefSeq, a predicted model, not a curated record